AUGGAUAAGGUCAGAUCCCUGUUAAAUCUAACAAAUGACCUUGGGACAGUUGAAGUUCAAGAGAAUCCCAUCUUUAUACCAUUCAACGAAAAAGUCAAAUCACACCUUUACACAAAUGAAUACUUGACGAUCAAUGGCCGAAACUUGAACAAGGCUGUAGACGAAGAACACGUCUCAGUUCGCAUUGGCAUGGGUUAUUGCAAUGUGACCUCAAUUGCCUCUUCACAGCUGACCUGCCAACCACCUAAAGUACAGCCAGAAGCCAUGUCUGAUAGCGACUAUCCAGAAGUCAUUGUGCGAGUGGGACGUAAUCUAACAUACCACAUUGGUUUUUUGCGCUAUGAGGAACCGGAAGGGACUUCUUUACACAUGGUCAUUGGUUUGGCCGUUGGAGGGGCUGUCCUCUUGAUGAUUGUCAUUAUUGUUGUGAUUGCUUAUCGGGUGAAGUCAAAACAGAGUAAUACAAUGAAGAAACAACUUCAUGAUCAGAUGGAUCAGUUAGAAUUGAAAGUCGCACAAGAAUGCAAGGAAGCUUUCGCUGAACUACAGACGGAUAUGACUGAAUUAACAAGUGAUAUGAGUGGCCAAAUUUCCAUUCCUUUCUGGGAUUACAGAACUUACUGUAUGAAAGUAUUGUUUCCUGGGGAUAAGGAUCAUCCUGUCACUAAGGGUCUCCGCUCCUCUUAUUAUAUGCUUCAGUCUCUCCUUGUUUUCUUUCUCUCUCGCUCUCCUCCUUCUUUUCUUUCUCUCUCUCUCCUCCUUCUUUUCUUUCUCUCUCUCUCCUCCUUCUUUUCUUUCUCUCUCUCUCCUCCUUCUUUUCUUUCUCUCUCUCCUCCUCCUAUUCUUUCUCUCUCUCUCUCCUCCUCCUAUUCUUUCUCUCUCUCUCUCCUCCUCCUAUUCUUUCUCUCUCUCUCUCCUCCUUCUAUUCUUUCUCUCUCUCCUCCUUCUAUUCUUUCUCUCUCUCCUCCUUCUAUUCUUUCUCUCUCUCCUCCUUCUAUUCUUUCUCUCUCUCCUCCUUCUAUUCUUUCUCUCUCUCCUCCUUCUAUUCUUUCUCUCUCUCCUCCUUCUUUUCUCUCUCUCCUCCUUGUUUUCUUUCUCUCUCUCUCUCUUCUUUUCUUUCUCUCUCUCCCUCCUUGUUUUCUUUCUCUCUCUCUCCCUCCUUGUUUUCUUUCUCUCUCUCUCCUCCUUGUUUUCUUUCUCUCUCUCUCUCUCCUUGUUUUCUUUCUCUCUCUCUCUCUCCUUGUUUUCUUUCUCUCUCUCUCUCUUCCUUCUUUCUCUCUCCCUAUUCCUUCUUUUCUUUGUCUCUUUCUCUCUCUCUAUUCCUUGUUUUCUUUGUCUCUCUCUCUCUCUCUCUAUUCCAACAUCUUUCUCUCUCUUUUCCAUCUUUUACUUGUUUCUCUCCCUUUCUUUCUUCUUUGUGUGUCAUGCUCUUUUUUGUUUUCUUUCUCCCUCUCCCUUCCUUGUUUUUUUCUCUCUUCCUUGUUCUCUUCCCCUCUCUCUGUUUUCUUUCUCUCCCUCUUGUUUUCUUUCUCACCCCCUCUCUUUCAUGUUUUCUGUCUCUCUCCUUUGUUUUCUUUAUCUUUCUCCCUCUUUUCCUCGUCUCCUUUCUCUCCCUCUUUUCCUCGUCUCCUUUCUCUCCCUCUUUUCCUCGUCUCCUUUCUCUCCCUCGUCUCCUUUCUCUCCUUCUCUUCCUCAUCUCCUUUCUCUCCUUCUCUUCCUCGUCUCCUUUCUCUCCUUCUCUUCCUCAUCUUCUUUCUCUCCCUCUCUUCCUCAUCUUCCUUCUCUUCCUCGUCUUCUUUCUCUCCCUCUCUUCCUCAUCUUCCUUCUCUUCCUCAUCUUCUUUCUCUCCCUCUCUUCCUCGUCUUCCCUCUCUUCCUCGUCUUCUUUCUCUCCCUCUCUUCCUCGUCUUCUUUCUCUCCAUCUCUUCCCAGUCUUCUUUCUCUCCCUCGUCUUCUUUCUCAUCAUCUUUCUUUCUCUCUCUUGCUUGUUUUCCUUCUCUCUCUCGUUCUUCCACUUUUUCUUUCUCUCUCUCUCUUCCUUGACUCUUUUUUUGUUCUUCCCUCUUUGACUCUCCGUUCUAUGUUUUUUAAACUUUAUUUGCUUCCCAUUUUUUUCUAUUUUUUCAUCUCUCCUUCUCCUUAA
This is a messenger RNA of Acanthosepion pharaonis, 2142 nucleotides long. The record is from the annotation of a GenBank genome assembly. Lineage: Eukaryota; Metazoa; Mollusca; Cephalopoda; Sepiida; Sepiidae.